Solea solea (common sole) is the source of this 3719-nucleotide messenger RNA. It is a transcript of the gene zbtb49, whose product is annotated as zinc finger and BTB domain containing 49. The record is from RefSeq and is a predicted model, not a curated record. Lineage: Eukaryota; Metazoa; Chordata; Actinopteri; Pleuronectiformes; Soleidae. Gene Ontology annotation, molecular function: protein binding; RNA polymerase II cis-regulatory region sequence-specific DNA binding; DNA-binding transcription activator activity, RNA polymerase II-specific. Gene Ontology annotation, biological process: regulation of transcription by RNA polymerase II. Gene Ontology annotation, cellular component: nucleus. Bases 181 to 2481 code for a protein of 766 amino acids. The transcript is spliced from 8 exons.
CUUCACUGACGUUACUCGAUUUACCAAACGCAAGGACUUGUAUUUCGGUUUAGAGUGUCUGUCUUUAACGCGACACACGCACCUCGUCUCGCUGUGACCCAUAAGCGUAGCUUGUUUUUUGAUGGGGGAAUUGGAGCAGAGUGCAUCAGCAGCAGCAGUUUCAGUAUCAACACAGUGACUAUGGACAGUCUGUCCAGCCACAGCUCGUACCUGCUGCAGCAGCUCCAGGAGCAGAGGAUCCAGGGUCUGCUGUGUGACUGCAUGCUGGUGGUCAAAGGGGUCUGCUUCAAAGCCCACAAAAAUGUCCUGGCUGCUUUCAGCUCCUACUUCAGGACUCUCUUCCAAAAUUCCCCCAGUCAGAAGAAUGAGGUGUUCAACUUGGUUAUCCAGGAUGUCAGUGGCAUUGGCCAGAUAUUGGACUACAUGUACACCUCCCACCUUGAUAUCAACCAGGAUAAUGUACAAGCGCUCCUGGAUAUCGCCCAGUGUCUGCAGGUCCCAAACGUGCAGAACAUGUGUAACCUUUUCCUCAAGCCUUGUCCUCCACCAGUGGAAAUACAACCGUUUACUCUCCCAGGCAUGCUGGGCACUGAGCACGACUGCCUCUUGGGGAGCAGUCUUCCUCACGACGUUGACCUCCACGGUCCCAGCAGUGACACGGACCACACCAAGAGGGCGCCAUUUUCUCUGUCUACCAGCAGCUCCAGCUGUGACACAGCGAGCAACAUUCAGGCGCCUGCAGAAAAACAGUUAGUCCAUGGCUACAAACUCCGGAACUUCUACAGCAAACAGUACUUCAAACAGACUGCACUUGAGACUAAUAGUGCGUCCUCAAACCAAUGCCCAGGUCCUUUGGUGGUGGUGGAAGAGCAGCAGUGUCAGCUUGGGGUCAGCCAGGGACUUAACAACGCACCUGUAGUUCAGCCUCAUCCACCCAGUGCAUCUGUGGCCGUGGAAAAGAACCCCGUCUCCUCUUUAAUGCCAUCAGAAAAUCUGAACACUAUCAACUCUGACUCAGCGGAUUCCAUGCUCAACAGGCCAGUCCGCCCAAAGAAGGCUGUUUACCUGAAAAAAUACAACUACCUGAGGUCUCAGAAAGCUCUGGAGGAGAUGUGUGCUGAGUCUGUGAGCGAACCCGUCCUUAGCUGUCCCAGAGAGAGUCACCGGGAGGAGGCUGUGGUCCAGACUGAAACCUCAGAGGCUCCGGUUAAAAGCGCUGCCGCAGAGGAGGAGAAAGUUCCAGAGACUGAGACGGCUCCGCAACAUCCCAGUCCUCCACCUGUGACCAAGGAAGAGCAAAGUCUGAAGCCACAGCCACACACAGGACACAAACAAUACUCUUGUGAUGUGUGUGGGAAGAUUUUCAAGCACCCGAGCAACCUGGAGCUACACAAGCGCUCACAUACUGGUGAGAAGCCCUUUCAGUGUAACGUUUGUGGAAGAAACUUCUCACAGGCUGGAAAUUUACAGACUCAUUUGCGGCGACACUCUGGAGAGAAACCGUACAUCUGUGAGUUAUGUGGUAAAAGUUUUACAGCAUCAGGAGACGUUCACCGUCACAAAGUUGUGCACACUGGAGAGAGGCCACAUCUGUGUGAUAUAUGUGGUCGAGGAUUUAACAAUUUAAGCAAUCUGAAGGAACACAAGAGGACUCAUGCUACAGACAAGACAUUCACCUGUGACCAGUGUGGAAAAUCCUUCAACACGCACAGAAAGCUUCUGAAGCACAAGACUCGACACACCGGAGAGAAACCACACAUCUGUGCCACAUGUGGAAAGUGCUUCGCAGGCUCAGGUGACCUGCAACGUCACAUACGCACUCACACCGGCGAGAAACCAUACAUCUGUAACGCCUGCGGUCGGACCUUCAGCCGCUCAGCCAUGUUGAGGAAACACAGCACCAGGCACUGCAAGGGAGCGCCGGCCGACAGCCCGACUGCCAACACGGAAGAGCAGAUGCAUCGCUCAGACGGAGCAGUGUCGUUCUCUAAAGCCGUCAGCCACAGUAAAUCUUCUGCCUCCACCAGUGGGCAGCAAUUCCCCAGUACAAUGUCCCACUCAGGACUGGAGAAACCCUCACAGUCACCACCCACACCUUCACCUUCUCCCACUAUGCACCUCAGCCCGGCCUCUACCCCUCCCUCCCUCCCAGAGCUCCGCUCCCUGGUCCCACAUCAUCUCCUCUCCUCCAACCACCAGGAGAAAAGUGACCACACCAAGCUGACCAAGCAGCAGCUGUGUCAGGAGGCCGUGUAUGGUCCGUACGUGGAGAAUGGGAGUAUGUCAGUGGAGAUGGGUAGAGGUGUGGUGGGGAGGUCCUACCUGCCUCCCACAGACAAUCACUGUAGUUCACUGACAUCCUCUAACAGGCCUAACAGUGGUCAGUCCUACAGGUCCAGUGAUGGUCAGUUUAUCUCCAGUGUGACUCUGUGGGGCCUGGCAAUGAAAACGCUGCAGAAUGACAAUGACAUGGAGCAGUAAUAAAAGACCAGCAAUAGAUAAUAAUAGUGUUUGAUAUAGAAUUUUACCACAUUGCUCUUGAUUUUAUAAAUCUGUUUUUUUUUUAAUGAAAAUGGCAGCUUGAAUAUUAAAUGGUAAAUGGUCUGUAUUUAUUUAGUGCUUUUCUGACCAUUCAACGUUGUGUGAAUGUAUUCUGAGCCAAACGGUUCAAAUCUAAAUCGAUUCCCAUUCAUUGACAGUUCACACCUCCAUCAACAACAACAGAAAACAUCAUAUUUGUGAGUCCACUCAGAACUGGCAGCAGAUAUAUGAGGGACAGUUCAGAUGUGACACUCGUAUUGCACGGCCACGUUCAGAUUCCAGUAUUUCCGGGUGAUGUGACCCAGAUCUGAAUUUUAGACACCGGUAUCCCAACAACUGUGACCAUAUUUUCAUACAUCAGCAUAUUUUCAAAGACAUCAUUCACCACAUUCACUAAAAAUAGUGAUGAGUUUAGUAUAAAUCAUAAUGUUCACUGUGUAACAAAUCAGCCUCAGAUGAGUUUGUAAUGGAGAGACGACAUCUGAACAACAGUGGAAACUCUUUUGUGCCUACAGAGGGAGCUAGAGCUCUAUAUUACACAAACAAGGACAUCUGUUUUAGUGCGUCUCAGACACUGUAACCUCACAGGUGACGUUUGUUAUGAAACUAAUCAAUGGCAUCACUUUAUUUAUCUAACAGAACAUUAUGUGUGUGAGCUCUGAGCCGCUGCAGGUGAACACAUGAACAUCUUGUUUGUUGUCGAGUGUGAGUUUGAUUCAGUGAACUCUGUUUAAUGUGAGGAAAACGCACUCAGAUAAUUGGCUGUCAUUGUUUCAGCCUCUGUUAGCCUUUGCCUGCUGGAUUAGUUGCCUAGCAACCCAUUGCACAAGUCUGUUAUCGUCUCGCUGUUACCACUUUAUUCCUCUUUUCUUUCGCUCCUUUUACACUCAAGAAUGUAGAGGGUCAAUUUUUUUUCAAGGAAAAUUUCAAUUUCUCUCUCAGGACAUGGAGGUACUUGAUAUCAGCAACUUUUUUAAUAACUGUGGGAUUAUGGUGUUUUGAUGAUCAGUAUCUAAAGUUAGAUGCUGUGUACAACUGUGCUUUGCCUUUUAUUACUGAGUUUGUAAAAAAAUGAAAUUGGCCAGAUUUUUACCUGGUUAGAUAAAGGGUAUAUUACAGUACAUGUGUAUAGACUUGGAGUUUUUUUUAUUUGAAGCAGUAGACAGUAGUCCGUCAUC